Molecule: messenger RNA, 2745 nt
Organism: Hipposideros armiger (great roundleaf bat)
Lineage: Eukaryota; Metazoa; Chordata; Mammalia; Chiroptera; Hipposideridae
Product: opioid-binding protein/cell adhesion molecule-like
Exons: 6
Coding region: 1-579 (192 amino acids)
Source: RefSeq, a predicted model, not a curated record
AUGUCAGAUAGUGUGGAGCCCUCCUAUAAAAACAGGCAAGAAGGCCAGGGCUUUGUGAGUGAGGAUGAAUACCUGGAAAUCUCUGACAUCAAACGUGACCAGUCUGGGGAGUAUGAAUGCAGCGCCUUGAAUGAUGUCGCUGCACCUGACGUGCGGAAAGUCAAAAUCACUGUUAACUACCCUCCCUAUAUCUCAAAAGCCAAGAACACCGGUGUCUCAGUUGGUCAGAAGGGCAUCUUGAGCUGUGAAGCCUCUGCUGUGCCUACAGCUGAAUUCCAGUGGUUUAAAGAAGAUACCAGGCUAGCAACCGGCCUGGACGGCGUGAGGAUUGAGAACAAAGGUCGCAUAUCCACUCUGACUUUCUUCAAUGUUUCAGAAAAGGAUUAUGGGAACUAUACUUGUGUGGCAACAAACAAGCUUGGGAACACCAAUGCCAGCAUCACACUGUAUGAAAUAAGCCCCUCAUCAGCAGUGGCAGGGCCUGGAGCAGUCAUUGAUGGUGUAAACUCGGCUUCUAGAGCACUGGCUUGUCUCUGGCUAUCAGGGACCCUCUUUGUCCACUUCUUCAUCAAGUUUUGAUAAGAAAACAUAGGUUCUCUGAGCAACGCCUGCUUCUCCAUAUCACAGACUUUAAUCUACACUGCGGAGGGCAAAACAGUUUGGGCUUCUUUCUGUUUGUUUGUUUCUGUUAUUCUUCUUGAUUUUUUUGAUUUUUGGGUUUGUUUUUUUUCUUUGACUUUUAUUUUCCAGGUUAAAUGAAUGGGGUUGAGGGAGGGGUGGACAGGGUUCUACUGUGUGUAGGAUAAUCAUUCACUGGUGUGUCCAAAAGUGGAAUCUGUUCCUGCUACCUUGGCCCUUCCCUUUCCUCUACUUCCCUCCCCACCAUCACCACCACCAAUCUCUCCUCCCCCUCCUCCACAUUAAAACAUAAGCUCCAUUUGGGAAAAAAAUGUGCCUCAUGAUUAACACCCUAAAGACACAACUUGAGUUAUAAUGUAAUGCACAGCAAGAGUUAUACCCAAGUGUUCUAUUACCUGUGUCUUUUAAGCUUUGGACCAUUUUCUUGACUACAGUGUAUAUAUCCUUAUCGCCAUGUUUAUUAUUAUCUAAUUGCAUUAGAGUUCACAUCCUUUCUUUCUGCCAUGUUAUCUCAGUAUAUAUAUAUAUAUAAUUUUGCCAUCUUCUCUAGCCACUCUACUCUAUUUGUGUUCCUCACCAGCUAUAAAGAUUAGAGGUUUGGGGCUAUUCACACAACCCAACACUAAAAAUUUAGAAGUCAAAUGACCAAAAUGGGGGGAGGCAUUUUGAGAAUAGUGAUUCUCUUUAAAAAUGCUGUCCAACUCAUAAAAAAUGAUUCCUAGAUGGCUGAUUAUUUGGGUUUUAUCAAGCUAUUUAUCAAAGUAAUCAUAUGAUUAUCCAUCUACUCAAUUGUCUGAUUUACCUCUCUAUUCAAUUAUCUAUCCACCCAUCUUCCUCUCUAGCAAUCUAUUUACUCUACUUACCAAUCUAUCAAUGUAAUUAUCUAACACUUCUUUCUAUUUCUUUCCCCACUAUUCAUUAUCAAUUCAUCACCAUAUUAAUGUCUAAUUAUAUUGUGUCUUUUCUAUUGUAUUCAUUUCUCUUCUACCUUCAGCAGACAUUGGCAUCUUCAAAAUUAUCUAUCAGCUUCUCAAAUGAAAGCCAGUGAUCUCACAGGCUAACAACAUAGAAAAGCAAUAUGUCAUGGACUCUUUGGAACAUGGUAUCCCAUCUUCCCAAAGUAGAUGCUGUUAGCAGAUGGACCAAAGUAGCAAUGUAAUGAUCAGUCACUCACUAUUCCCAGAAGAGACUGUGUUUUCCAAAACUUCUCGGGAAGCAGAUCAGCCCUGGAAAGCCUUGAUUAGUACUGUCUUUUUUUCUUUUUUUUUCUUUCACACUUGAAGGACCAAGGUGCCAGCCUUCAUGCUUCUCUCAGCCUUUCAAGAAAGUGUAUGUCAGGAACCUAUGGGACAUACUCCAUUGCUGGCUUCUCUUAAUAGCAAGAACAUAAAUUGUAAAUAAAAACAAAACAAAACACACACACACACACACACACACACACACACACACACACCUGUCUGUGGAAUAUGAAGAGAGCAGUCCACCAGUCUGAGUGUGAUGACUUCGGCUAUUGUCUCCUCUUUGCUCCAGUUUUGGUUUAAUAUGUUUGAAAACUAUCCAGUAAAAAGCUGAUGACACCAAUUACAUGGCGGGUGUGUUGACAACUCUAAUAUUUGUUUCAGGAAACUCUUCUGAGCUGAGGGCACUUGAGCAACUGACUUAAUUUCUAAGCACUUGAUUAACACAACACUGCAAACAGAAGGGGGAACGUGUAAGUGACACACAAUUUCCUCUGAUACAGGCUGCCUCUCCACUGGUUUGGGGGAAGAAUUCCCUCAGCUCUCCAUGUUCAAGCAGAUCCCACAUAUAAACAAGAGCUGACCUGACAUUUCUUCAUUAUCUCCUGAGACAAGAAGGAUUCAGCCAGCAAAGGUGCCUGUGAUCCAAAAGAAUGGCAUUGAAAACCACACAAGGUUGUACUCCUCUUGACCUGUGCUGCAGGGACUGACCUACUGAGAGGAUGAGAAUAAAGCACCAACAAUGACUAGCUCACAGACAUGCCUGCCUCAAUUGGAAAACUCUUUCAGGCCCACACUCAAAAAUAUUAUGUGUGUGUAUCUCUCUCUCUCUCUCUCUCUCUCUCUCUCUCUCUCUCUCUCUCUGUGU